Molecule: messenger RNA, 2936 nt
Organism: Ostrea edulis (European flat oyster)
Lineage: Eukaryota; Metazoa; Mollusca; Bivalvia; Ostreida; Ostreidae
Exons: 2
Coding region: 2126-2776 (216 amino acids)
Cellular component (GO): nucleus
Molecular function (GO): transcription regulator activity
Source: RefSeq, a predicted model, not a curated record
ACAUCGCUAACUGUGUCGCUAACGAGAUUUGCGUGCAUGCGAGCGUGCGCGUUCUCAAUUGUUGAUUGAUCUGGGAGAGUCAGGUAAGAAAAGUCCCCCUUUUUCGUCACAGACAUGAGCAAAAUUAAUUUCUCAAAUACACUUGACCUUAUCAUUUGAUUAUCAGUGAAAGUGUUAUUAACGUCUGAUAUUUUCUUCAUCGGUGAUGACAAUGCAAAGGUAAGCAUAUUUCUAUCACUAAUUUUAAACGUCAGCUAGGUAAUAAUUGUUUUCAAGAAACAUACGAGCAAGUUGAAUCAACAGUGCGUAUGUUUAUCAUCAGUGGGUGAAAAUAACAUAUACAAUUCACGUUUAGGAAAGUAUGCCGCUUUUAUGAGACAUUGGUUGUAUAGGUAAACCGUGAAUAAUCAUAUCCAUCUUGUGUGGCUUAGUUAGUACAUGUAAUUAGAUAUGUGAGUCUUCUUAGAAAAUUCUACUGUUUGGAAACUAUGAAGGAGUGGAUCCCGUUUUUCGUUAACCUACAGGUGGGCUAAGUAUUAAGAUCGCACGGGUAGUGUAAAGGGCCUAUUAAACAGACUAUUUGAUGUGUUCGGGUACGCAGAUUAAUGCUCUUUACACCCAUGUGUUCGUAACAAUCCCAAAGUGGCAUUUAAACAAAUCGAAAAUCGGCAGCUGUGUCGAAACAAGGCACCCGUUAUCAUGCGUUCCUUUGUUGUGUCCUGGCCUUGGAAAAGGUACGGACUGUGUGCGUCGGAACUAUAUUUUCCCUUUUUCGUGGUUAAACGUCAAAUCAAUUCAGGUGUUAUUUAAUAAGUAGUCAUCAAGCUCCGACAUUUGGAAUUUUAGUGUGUAUCAUUGGUCAUUAUUAAAGCGAAGAUUUAGCUGCAGAUGAAACUUUGCCUUUGUGUGGGAUGUCCCCGCAUAGCAUGUCUGGUGUUGCUAUCUUUAAGAAUCAAUUUGUAACAGAGAAGUGAAGGAUUUGACCUGUUACGGCGGAGGUGGCUUGCUUUGUUUACUAUUUACUGUACGACUACGAGUUGUUGAUUUCCUAAAAGGAUAUGUUAAAUACCACUGUGUUAAAAAAGUAACAGCAAAUACACAUGGUAAUUUGGGUUUUGGACUUUGGAUAUUUCUUAUGCAGGUAUGAUAUUUAUAUAUUCACGUGAACUUUUCAAUUUUAAGUUCCAAUAUCUCCUAUGGUAAAAUCUUGAUUCACACAGACACAUGUACAUUUUCUGUUGCAAGUGGUGCCCGAACGCUCGCGGCAGAUUUUGUGCUCAUAUAGCUUGUCUGAAUUAAUCAUCAUGUUUAUUACUACGUUUGUAAAUGCUGGUCAAGAGGAAGCAUCAAUUGGAAAAAAAAUAUUCCCCUGUCAAAGUGUCUCUGUAUGGUACAAAACGGAAGUGUGUAAAUUGUUUAGUACAGGAAAUUUAUUCUUUUCUUAGGUGUUAUUUUAAAUAACUUAUUUAUAUCAGUAAGUUACGUAGGUAUAUUUCUAUGAAACCAGAAUAUGGUUGAAAGUCAUUCUAGCUAGAUAGUAUAGUGAGAAUUUUUCUUCUCUGUCUAAACGCUGUGUAUUUUAACUUCUGAGCGAAACAAAUGGCAUGUCAAGCGGUGAUUGGCGAGCUCAUGUUAUCAACAUGUGCGUCUCGUUAGGAACUCGCUAGAUUAUGACCAGUUAUUAAACGCUGUGUACAUCGCUGAAUAGACGCCGCUUUUCCUUUUAACUCGUUAUAAUACAUCUUUGUUUCACAUGUCGUUUAGUAUUAAUACGAUGUGAAUAGUACUAAUCAAGUGGGCAGUGACUUAUAUGUAAACAUUGUGAUACAUAUACGUGGUAUUGAUUUCAGGGGAAACAAGAAUCCAAUGAUAGGGUCUGUAUAUGUAUACUUUUUCUUUCUUCAGUUUGAUGAUAGGUGCUAGUAAUUCACUUUGACCCUAGGACGCUGUACUGGAACAUUAGUAGUGUUACCACGAAGAGUUUUCUAGGAGGUUACUUAUAGGACAAAGGAUUAUAUUGCAGUGACAGUUGGAAGCAGACGUCUCGUUUAGUCAAGGCUCGCGUAUCACUCACAAAGAAGCUUGUAUAUUUCAUCUGAACAAUAAUAAGUGAUGGAAUAAUGCCAUGACCAUGAAGUUAAAUCCUGAACAUGUUGGUGUCAAGAGGAAAUGUGUGGACGAUUUAGAAGGACGUCCGGUGAAGAGAAUCUCUCCAUUCCAUAAUACCCCUAAGGAACGCAAAGAUGAAAGAAGGAAAAUUCUGAAAAUGUCUAUACAAAAACUUCGACAAAUGGAGGACCCAGAAUACUUUCUUACCCGGUCAGUGUUGAUAAACAACACACUUAAAAAGCUUCAAGAAGAAAUUCGUGAGGAAAAACAGUAUCAAGGUUACAAAAAUUGCAUAUACAAAUUGCGUCCUAGUUAUGGUUAUGAUGUGCUCAAUAACAGUUAUCUAGCAUCACCGGAAUCUGAUUUUGAAGAUCCGUUUUCUCUUCCGGAUGAUUCUGACAAAAUGAUCACGGACCAACUGACUCAAAGGUUAGUGAAUGAAGGACGCGAAGAUCAAACGGACUCCCCGCGGGCGGAUCCCGUGGAAGGCGUGUCGGACUGUGUUCUACUGGAAUCUAACCCAUUCUGUGUGGAUCAAAAUGAGACACUUAGUGACGUUGACACUUUGUCUGAAAGUUCUUCGGAGGAAAAUUCCUGCAGUGAAAGACAAAUAUGCUCAGACAUGGACGUUUUAAAUAAUUUGAUUCAUGCAUUAGAAGAGACGUAGUGAAUUUCAAACGGAUAAAAAACCUUUGUGAAAAUAUUUCGAAAAUUUGUGUGUAAAGCAGCUCGCGACCAUUGUUUAUGAUUUUGAGAGAAAACAUGCCCGCUUCGUAAUAUAUUCAUUUCAUGGAAUGGUAUUCAAUAUUAAAUUUAUUUAUAUGCAA